Molecule: messenger RNA, 921 nt
Organism: Lasiosphaeria miniovina
Lineage: Eukaryota; Fungi; Ascomycota; Sordariomycetes; Sordariales; Lasiosphaeriaceae
Exons: 1
Source: RefSeq, a predicted model, not a curated record
GACUUCGAAAAUGCCAAGUUCACCAAGCCCAGUGACUGGGAUAGGUGGUCAGAGGCAUAUAAGAAGAAGGCAGAACAUGCAGGAAUAUACGACUUCGUCAAUCCGAAUCAUCGACUACGACAACCCUGGCCUACUGAACCAAAAGUACCUCAGUUCGACGGCUUCCAGAAGAAGAAGCAAGCCCAGCGUAGAGGCAACAUAAACAACAAUACCAACCGCGAUGACCAUAACGCACCGGUAAUGAGCAGAGCUAGUGGAUCUAACGCUCACUCAGUCAACCGCAGUGCAGCCCAGACGCGCGCUGCCUCUGCCGCUGCUGCCGCAGCCACUCGAAGAUCACAGAUUGAGGAGAGCAAUCACAACCCAGACGACGGCGAUCAUAAUGAUGAUGAUUCUACAUUAGAAGAAGAGGAUGAAGAGGAGGAAGACAAUAUCCACAACAGGGCUACGCAGUUCUCUGACCUUUCAACUAUGGGUCAAACAAAUUGGAAGAUUGCAUUCGAGCUUUACAAGGCCAACCUCAGCGUAUACAACGCAAAGACCGGCGCCAGAUCAGCAUUUUCGAAUUGGGUUCUGAAGAGUAUCGGCCCAAACUAUCAACACAUCACCAAGCGGCGCGAUCUCCCAGAAAUUUACCAGGCAAUCAAAGACCAAUGGCUACCCUUCAGAAAGAACAUCACGAAAGGCAUUAGAGACGACUAUACCAAGCACCUCGCACAGGUCAAAGGCAAAGACCGAAAGCUUAGUGAGUGGAUUACCAGAUGGCAAAAGCUGGUAAACGAUGGUGUUGAGCACGAAAUUCUACAAAUCGCAACACCAAGCUCGUGGUAUGAAGACCUUGUGGAAGCAUUGAAGAAUAUCCCGGACGGAAAGACAUGGGCACUUGGAGAGCUUGCAACCUUAGAGGAGGAUAUCCUCGAA